CAUUUUUUUCUCUCUUUGCUUACAAUAUGUCAUGUUCAAAAAUAUUUUCAGGAGAAUUACCUGAAUUAAUAUAUGAAAUUAUAAAAUAUUUUCAGAAUGAUUUUUCAACUUUACACUCAUGUAUUUUGGUUAAUAGAUUAUGGUGUCGUUUAGCGAUUCCAUUAUUAUGGGAAAACCAUUCUCAAUUUCUACCGGAAAUUAUAACUUCAUUGAAAUUUACUUAUAUAAUUUAAAUUUAAAUGAUGAUCUAAAAACUGAAUUAAAUAAAUACGACAUUGAUAAAUUAUUACCUUCUAAUACACUUUUCAACUACCCUAGUUUUAUAAAAUAUUUGAAUACACAGGACUUUAUUUCUUCUGUUGGAAGGUGGGCUAAAGCAUAUUUAAAUUUAAAUAAAAAAUUAGUUAUUAUAUCAUUAUUUAAAAUAUUUAUUGAAAAUGACGUAAAUUUACAUACUCUUGAAAUUGAGUUAACUCAUCUUGGUUAUCUUUCUUAUUUUAAUAAUGGUAUUCUUGAGUUAAUUUUACAAAAUACGAACUUCAUUCACAAUAUUAAAUUUUUAAAACUAUAUAAUGGUAAAACCCCUGGUUUCUUAUAUAUCAACAAUAAUCCUAAUGAGGACAAGUUAACUAAAGAUCGCAUAUCGCAAAUAAUUAAUUUACAUCGAAAUCUUAAAAAAAUUGUAUUAGAUCACACCAAUUUUCCUUCAUAUCAACCAUUAUUGUUAUCCAAAUUAAUUAUGCCCUUAAAAUUGAUGGAAUAUAAUGUAAUAGUAUUUAAAGUAUUUGAACAAUUAGAACCUUUAGAUAAGUUAUUUGAACAAUUAAAUGUUUUGGAAUCUGUUCAUAUUUUUCAUUGUUAUCCUAUAAAUACUAGUUUUAUUCAACAAAUUAUUAAUUUAACUAGACCAUUUAAAUUAAAAUCUUUAUUUAUAAAUGAUAGAUCACAAAUUGAUCAAUCAUUACAAUUAUUAUUACAAAAAUAUGGUGCUUAUUUAGAGAAUCUUGGUUGCGGAUUUAGAUCUAAUCAUGAUCCAAUAUCAAAAAAAUUAAUUAAAUCAAUUAUAAAAUAUUGUAAAAAUAUCAAAUUACUUGAUUUACAUGAUUAUAAUAAUCAAAUUAUUUAUCCAACAUUAAAUUUAAUUGAAAAUAUUAAACAAAAUCUUAAUUAUCUUACUAUUAAUAUCUUUGAACCAGUAGUAUUAAGAAAUAUUAUUGAUUAUAACAAAUAUAGUUCAAUCAUAUUGCAAAAUUUAGGACAAAUUCUUCCUUCUAAAUUAGAAUAUUUAAGUUUAACUCUUCACAUUAAAGCAGGUAAUUUUAAAUUAUUUUUAGAAAGUUCUAAAAAUACUAUUAUUAAGAAAUUGUUAAUAAAUAAUGAGGAUGGUGAUGAUAUUUUACCCUAUAUAAAAAAAUAUAUUAUGAAAAAGAAAAGAGUCAGGUAUUUGGCUAUUAAGAAUUCUUUUCAUAAAAAUGCAUUAUUUCAUAAUAAGGAUUUGUUUUAUUUGAAAGAUGAAGUGGAGGAAUUUGGGUCAUAUAACAUCAAAUUGCAAAAUUAUAAUGAUUCAAUCAUGGGAGUUUAUAAUUAUAUAAAAGAAACUUACUAGUAAUUUGUAGUAAUUUAAAAGUAUUAUAUAUGAACAUUAUUAUAAAUAAAAUUGUUUUAUAAAUUUUCUUAUUCUAAAAACAUAUGUUUAUUUGUUAUUUUUUGUAGUUUAUUGAGAAAUUUUUAUUAUCUGAAAAUUUAAUAUGAACAAAAGCAAACAAUAUAAUGGGUCUGAUCUAGAAAAAUCAAGGUAAGAGAAUUUUUUAGAUAAAAUUUAAAAGUUAUUGUAUUUUAAUCUAGUCAUAUCAAAAAAUAUAAUGCA
This is a messenger RNA of Rhizophagus irregularis DAOM 181602=DAOM 197198, 1867 nucleotides long. RefSeq lists its product as uncharacterized. Lineage: Eukaryota; Fungi; Glomeromycota; Glomeromycetes; Glomerales; Glomeraceae. The record is from RefSeq and is a predicted model, not a curated record.